Coccidioides immitis RS is the source of this 1325-nucleotide messenger RNA. RefSeq names its product DOPA 4,5-dioxygenase. NCBI's taxonomy places the organism in Eukaryota, Fungi, Ascomycota, Eurotiomycetes, Onygenales, Onygenaceae. Bases 199 to 726 code for a protein of 175 amino acids. The transcript has 4 exons. The record is from RefSeq and is a predicted model, not a curated record.
UAAUUACAGCAGUUUCAGACAGGGCCUGAAUAUCGUCGCGGCAAAACAUAUGCACAUACGUACAUAACAUACAUACAUACAUGCAGACAGACAGACAGACAGGCAGGCAGGCAAACAGACAAACACACAAACACACAAACAGUACCACCUUCGCCGUCCUCCUCAGCCCGGGUUUGCGCGUAGUAGCCCCAGGUCGGAAUGCCGGACCAGUUUUCGUACCAAUACCCCUCACCACUGGAGGGGUGCGACAUGCUCCCUGCACUGCCCAACGACAGGAAUGAGGACGGAAAGUCGUUCAGAAACCCUCCCACCGGUGUUCUCAGUGGCGCCUACGAUCGAUUCCCAGAUCCGUUAACCGACGGCCGGCGGGGCGGCUUCGAUGUCCACAUAUACCACUAUCAGAACAAUCCCGAGCAAGCCGAAUUUGCUCGAGCCCUCUGGGAGCGUAUCAGACGCGAAUUUCCCGAGCUUCGUAUCUAUGAGUUCUUCGACCGACCAGUUGGCCCGCAUCCAAUUGCGAUGUUUGAAGUGAACCUUUUCACUCCUCAGCAAUUUGGCGCGUUCAUUCCUUGGCUGGUGAUCAACCGUGGACCGCUCAGCGUCCUGAUCCAUCCAAACACCACAGACGAGGAAGAAGAGAGAAACCACACGCAGCGUGCGACAUGGAUGGGCGAGAGAAUUCCCCUCGAUCUGCGAGUCUUCAAGCUGAUGAGACACAACAAGUGACUGAAACUCGAAAGGGACUAAUAUUCUCUCUUCACCCAGCCGACUCUGUGCUUCUCUCGCUUAAUGGGUCCUGAUCGCCGUCGAUCUCCCUUGCAUUUGUGCUGGAUGAACGGGGUUGUUCCAUACUCAUGAGUAUCUAUAUCACGAGAGGUCCUUGUACACUACUUUUCUUGUUUCUCGUACCGAACAGCGGUGUUUGCUUUUAAAAUUGGAAGACAUGCUAAGCCCGCGUAUUUUUCCCCCCUCCCCUCAAAGCCCCAAAAUUGGGCUGGUGGCAGAACUCAAGCUUUUCUCCCAGCGCCAUCCCGAUCGUCCCUAAUGUCACCACAUGGCAAACAAAGAAAAGCAAACAAAUUCCGAAGAAGAAAAGAAAAAAAAAAGAAGGCGGGAAAAUUCAAAAGUUGGAGAAGAAUUACCAUCAUUAAACGCUGCGGGGGCGCGCAUGUGGAAACCGGCCCUCCUCUUUAGCCGGAUGGGGAUGCUCCAUCAUAUCGUGACACGGGCCUCGUCCGUGUGUCAGUUGGAAAUCGCGCAUGAGCUGCCGCAGUUGAGCUAGUUAGUUUAUCGGCAACCAACAAAACUUGUCAACUAACAAGUUA